This is a messenger RNA of Oreochromis aureus, 1200 nucleotides long. Its product is annotated as cathepsin B-like. Bases 91 to 1080 code for a protein of 329 amino acids. Gene Ontology annotation, biological process: regulation of catalytic activity. Gene Ontology annotation, cellular component: lysosome. The record is from RefSeq and is a predicted model, not a curated record. Gene Ontology annotation, molecular function: cysteine-type endopeptidase activity. NCBI's taxonomy places the organism in Eukaryota, Metazoa, Chordata, Actinopteri, Cichliformes, Cichlidae. The transcript has 10 exons.
CUGGGGUCUUAUAAGAAGGGUAACUAGAAGGUUUGUUGAGUCGAAGAGAAGAAGAACGAGGAAAGAGAUCUACUGAAACAGCAACCCAGGAUGAGUCCGCUGUUCCUCCUCUCUGUAGUGGUGAUGGUGUGCACCACUUGGGCACACCCUCACCACUCCCUUCUCUCCUCUGAGAUGGUUGAUUUUAUUAACAAGGCUAACACCACCUGGACGGCCACAAAGAAUUUCCAGAAUAUCGAUACCACCUAUGUCAAACGGCUGUGUGGCACCAUACUGAAUGGACCCAAGCUACCAGAGGUGCUUCAUAAUAUUGAAGGCAUUGAACUUCCUGACAGCUUUGAUGCACGCAAACAGUGGCCCAACUGUGCCACAAUCCAACAGAUCCGAGAUCAAGGCUCCUGUGGGUCCUGUUGGGCCUUUGGGGCAGCUGAGGCAAUAUCUGACAGGUUAUGUAUCCAAAGUGGUGGUAAGAUCUCUGUGGAGAUCUCCGCUGAAGAUCUGCUGGCCUGCUGUGAUGAAUGCGGCAUGGGCUGUUAUGGUGGCUAUUCUUCUGCUGCUUGGGAAUUCUGGGCAAAGAAAGGGCUUGUCACAGGAGGCUUGUAUGACUCCAAAGUUGGCUGCCUACCCUACACCAUCGCCCCCUGUGAGCAUCAUGUGAAUGGAAGUCGUCCUCCAUGUGGGAGUUCAGAGACUCCUAAGUGUGUGCAGCAGUGCGCUGAUGGAUACUCACUAUCAUAUGAGAAGGACAAACACUUUGGCAGACGCACAUACGGCGUCCCGUCAGACCCGGAGCAGAUCAUGACGGAGCUGUACAAGAACGGGCCUGUGGAGGCAUCUUUCACUGUUUAUGACGAUUUUCUGCUGUAUAAGAGUGGUGUGUAUCAGCAUGUGACAGGGGAUGUCCUGGGUGGUCAUUCCAUUAAGAUCUUGGGCUGGGGUGAUGAUAACGGGACGCCCUAUUGGCUGGCUGCAAACUCCUGGAAUACUGACUGGGGAGAUGAAGGUUUCUUCAAAAUCAAGCGUGGAAAUGAUGAAUGUGGUAUUGAGUCAGAGGUCAUUACAGGAAUCCCGCUCAACUAGAUGAAAUAAUCAUCACAGCAGACAAUCAAGAAAUAAAUCAAAGAAAAGACAGAUCUCAUUCUGGGGCAGAUUUUGACAGAUUUCAUGCAAUAAAGAGGGAAUAAAUUGUUGUUUCUUGGU